UCUCUCUCUCUCUCUCUCUCUUUGUGUUGCAAUGCAGAGGCCUACAAACUCGAAUCGAGCUUGCGACGACCACCAUGUCAUCGACAUAAUGCAGCAGUCGCAAGCCAAACACUCUCCAAGGAGGAAGACGGAGGGUCUCACCGACCUACCGCUUUUCGAGGGCCCUAGCCUCUACCAGAAGAUGUCGCGGUCCCGAUCAUCGGAGAAGUGGAUCCAUGUUAUUCCAGUGAUUGUGUUCCUCUGCAUCUUCAUCCUCUGGUGGUUCUCUUAUCAAGUAAACUUGGAAUUCAAAGAUGGCAGAAUCAUGGCAGUCCACAGGAUCGAGAUGGCAGAUCCUCUCGAUGAAACUCAUGUUGAAUUCACCAUCCUGGCAUCAACUACUCCACCAAAUACCUCUAUUUCUCAGAUUCCGACACUGAGCAUUGAAACUGAAGCACAACCGGUGAGUCCAACUGAUUGAAGUCUUGAAGAAUCAUUUCUUAUGUACUGAGAU
Camellia sinensis is the source of this 493-nucleotide messenger RNA. Lineage: Eukaryota; Viridiplantae; Streptophyta; Magnoliopsida; Ericales; Theaceae. The record is from RefSeq and is a predicted model, not a curated record.